Molecule: messenger RNA, 6555 nt
Organism: Drepanopeziza brunnea f. sp. 'multigermtubi' MB_m1
Lineage: Eukaryota; Fungi; Ascomycota; Leotiomycetes; Helotiales; Drepanopezizaceae
Biological process (GO): calcium ion import across plasma membrane
Cellular component (GO): voltage-gated calcium channel complex; membrane
Molecular function (GO): high voltage-gated calcium channel activity; calcium ion binding
Source: RefSeq, a predicted model, not a curated record
AUGCCCGCCUCAAGCUCCCAAGAUCCUGCGCAUCCUUCGACCCCUCCACAGUCGAUACCUUUGCGGGACCUUGCGCGACCACCAGGCUCUGUGGGUAUUGGGGAUGGAGAGAGGCGGCAGCAUACCCGUGGAAGUAGUCUCUUGAAUGGCGGCUUCAGGCCAUUGAGCGGAGAAAUCGCUGGGCCCAGAUAUGAGAGACUUGGGAAUACUUCUCCCAGCCCAACGCAAAGGCGGACUCAUGGCAAUAAUUCACAACCCGCGCAGCAGCAAAGAAGGGUGACGGUGGAAGACGAUGUUGAAGUUGAAAAUCCAGGGGAAUUCCAAUCGGCAAUGGGCUUUGCUGGACUUCUGGUACCAGACAUAAGUGUUUCGCAUGCUCCACUAACGCGUACGCUCUCCUAUAGCUCUGGCGAUCACGAACGUCUGGAUAGGAUAUCGCCGUAUGGAGAUGGGAUGGACGAGCACCGACCCUCGUACUAUCCCCCGGAUUCCGACACAAUACCUCUGACGGACCCAACAUCUCUUCAACCAAUGAGUGGCACUCAAUUUUCGACACCUGAAGGGCAACAGCAUGGCAGAUCAAGCUUUCAGAGUGUCACUUUUGAUACUCCAGAAUACACAAGAGGAUCCAGGCUGGGGGACGACUUGCAGGACCCGGAAGCCGGAAUGCGGUCAAGGAGUAGCUAUGGAAAGUCCUUGACUCCGAGCGGAGGGCGAAACAGGUCACGAUCUCCCUCGACUGCUGGGGUCUUACAAACGGCUGGAUCAAUAGUUCGUGCGAUGUCGCAACGUGUUGUCAACCUUGGUGGGGAAGCCGAAGCGAUUGAAUCAAGUGCGCGGAGAGAAGCGUGGAGAGCAACUCGUAAGAUAGCUGCUAGGGAUGGCGCCACCAGCACACCAAAUACACUGGACAGUGCGGGCAGUAUUGCAAGUCUUAGUGAUGAAUCGGAGACGAGAUUCCAGCCGAAACACAAGAAAGAUCCUUUGGCUGCGGGGCCCAAUUACCAGCAAAACCUUCCCACUGCCCCCGUUGAGAAAGCUAUGCGCUUCUUUGGAGGAGCUCAGCCACAGGCGAGUUUCGAACAGGAACCAGAGAAACCCCAAAAUCCGCUAAGGGGCAAGAGCUUGGGAAUCUUUGCCCCAGAGAGCCAAAUUAGGAACAAAUUGGCUGAUGUCCUUGUCUAUCCUCUGACGGAGCCCGCGAUUCUUAUUCUCAUUGUCAUCCAGACCGUCCUCCUAGCAGUUGAAGGCUCCAAAAGUGUUUACAAGCAUCCGCGCCCAGCUCGCUGGGGUAGAUCUUCCAUUGACUAUGCUCUACUUGGCUUGUUCAUCGUCUUCACACUGGAAAUGGCGGCGCGGAUAAUCGUGUCUGGCCUCAUCAUGAACGCCCCGGAGUACAGUACGAGGAAGAACAAGAGCGGGUUCAAGGCUACUAUCAUCGACAAGUAUCAUGCUGUCUUUAGACCGCAACGAACCAUGUCCCUCCGAGUUCCUCGAAAUCCUUCUCUAGAGGGUCGGACAAUAAUUCGUUCUUUUACGGACAUCCAAGGAGAGUCCGUUCGGACAGUGGAACAAGCACAACGUCUACAACUAGCAAGGCGUGCAUUCUUGCGGCACUCAUUUAACAGGCUUGACUUGUUGGCUGUUGUUGCUUACUGGAUCGCGUUCGUUAUGAGUAUAAGCGGUUAUGAAGACUCAUCUCACUUGUACAUCUUCCGAAUGCUCAGUUGCCUCCGAAUUCUGCGAUUGCUAGCUCUUACACACGGUACUGCUAUUAUCCUUCGGAGCUUGAAAAAGGCCACCCCACUACUACUUAAUGUCUCCUUUCUCAUCGGAUUCUUUUGGCUCUUGUUCGCCAUCAUCGGAGUUCAGAGCUUUAAAUCUAGCUUCAACCGACAAUGUGUUUGGAUCGACCCGACAGAUCCUACCAACAGCACCGGCACAGCAUACACCCAGAUUCUGCAAUUCUGUGGUGGUCAUCUCGAUAUCGAAACUGGCGCACCCAUGCCCUACCAAGUUGGUUUUCCUGAUCAGAUCAGGAAUGGCUCUACUUCCUCCAAGGGGUAUCUCUGCCCUCGCGGAUCUUUGUGCCUCGAACUGAGCCCCAAUAAGCUUCCUUACAAUGGCACUGUUAGUUUCGACAACAUUUUCCAGUCAUUGGAAUUGGUCUUUGUUGUCAUGACCGCGAACACGUUCACAGAUCUCAUGUACUACUCCACGGACUCAGACUAUCUGGCCGCCGCUCUCUUUUUUGCAGGAGCCAUCGUGAUUAUGACGCUUUGGCUUCUCAAUUUGCUGAUCGCAGUCAUUACGUCUUCCUUUCAGAUCAUCAGAGAGGAAGGAAGGGCAAGCGCUUUCACAGCUCAGCUUAAGGACAUGCUCCCCUCGGAGAAGGCCGAUACAGCAGAAAGGCACACUGCUUUGAAGAAAUGGUACAACAAAACUCAGCAGAUCUGGAUUAUCGUGAUAAUAUUCGGCCUUCUCUCCCAAUCAGUUCGUACCGCGAAUAUGUCCAACGCCCGUGCCGAGUUCAUCGACGACGCGGAAAUUGUUGUGACCUUCAUCCUGUUGGUGGAGAUUAUCAUUCGCUUUGCUGCUGACUGGCGUGGGUUCUUUCAAGACAAACAAUGUCUCGUCGAUCUCAGUCUAGCAGUUAUCACUACUGUCAUUCUCCUCCCGCCGAUCCGAAAUUCCGGUCAAGCAUACAAUUGGCUUACCCUAUUUCAAAUAUUGCGAGUCUACCGCGUCAUUAUAGCCGUUCCUGUUACCAGAGGUUUAAUUACGCUAGUCCUAGGAAAUUCAAAGGGUAUCGCCAAUCUCAUGCUCUUCGUCUUCUUGCUUACCUUCUUGAUGUCAAUCUUUGCCAUACAGAUGUUCAGGGGGGAAUUGACUCCGACCGAUGCCCAUGGAGACACCAUUCAAAUUACUUUCUUCACUAUCUAUAAUGCGUUCCUCGGCAUGUACCAAGUCUUGUCGAGUGAAAACUGGACAGCGAACCUGUACAAUAUCACCGCAUUCAGCACAGCUCGGAACACCGCUUGGAUGGCCGCUGCCUUCUUCAUUGGAUGGUUCAUUCUCGCAAAUUUCAUUCUGGUGAAUAUGUUUAUAGCAGUCAUCCAGGAGAACUUUGACGUCUCGGAAGAUGAGAAACGGAUGCAUCAGGUCAGGUCAUUCUUGAAUCGGAAAGAAGCUGGCAGCAGCUCUAGUAAUCUGUCACUUUCCGCUCUCUUUCGAUUCGGACGAGCGAGGUCAAAGAAAGAUCCACUGGAUUACGGACCUGCGACUAUGGAAAUGCUGCUCAAGGACGCUGUCGUGAAAGAUUUUCUUGAUGACGAGAUGAUGAACGAGAUGCAGGCUCCUGCUACUGCCACACCUCCUCAAGACGCGACUGCCGUCAAGACUGGAAUGUGGAGCAAGUUCAAAAGCCGAAUUUGGCACCGGGAACCAAACCCUUUCUACUCGGACUUUCAAGUCUCUAAAGGUGUUGAUGAGCAGACCGACGCAAGGACUUUGGCUAAAGAAGCCGUCUCUGCAACUUCUCAGCGCAGGAAAGCACAGCGGGAGUUUCUUGCACGUCACCCAAAUUACAAUAACGCCUUGUUUAUUUUCCGACCUACAAAUCCUAUCCGUCGUCUCUGCCAGAGAAUUGUUGGUCCCGGUCGAGGAAGUGAGCGAUUUGACGGCGUAGAGCCGAACCUACUCGUUUGGUACAUAUUCUCCGCAUUCAUUUACUGUGCCAUUGUUGCGAUGGUUAUACUUGCUUGCGUGACGACGCCACUUUACCAGAAAGAAUUUUUUCAAACCCACACCUUCAACGUGAGGAACUGGUUUGUAUGGACGGACCUGUCAUUUGCGAUUCUGUUCACAGUUGAGGCUUUGAUCAAGGUCAUUGCGGAUGGAUUUUUUUGGACCCCUAAUGCAUUCUUCAGGAGCUCAUGGGGUCUCAUCGAUGGUUUGGUACUCAUCACAUUCUGGAUCAGCGUUAGCACGGCACUUUCCAACGACGGCGCAGUAUCAAGAGCUGUAGGGGCAUUUAAGGCACUCCGGGCUCUGAGGCUGCUCAACGUGAGUGAUAGCGCUCGAAAUACCUUCCACUCCUUGAUCAUCGUCGGGGGUUGGAAGGUCCUCUCGGCUGCGUUUGUCUCUCUGUCUCUGUUGAUACCCUUCGCUCUCUACGGGGUCAACCUCUUCAAUGGCAAAAUGAUGUCGUGUAACGAUGGGUCCGAUUCUAUUAUCAAGCUUACGGACUGUUUUGGCGAAUAUAACAACACACCAUUCAGUAACGACUGGCCCAUCUUGGCACCGCGAGUGGUAUCGAACCCCUUCUACGAUUUUGAUGAUUUUGGAGGCUCGCUCUUCAUCUUGUUCCAAAUUGUGUCUCAAGAGGGUUGGAUGGAUGUGAUGUGGAGUGCAGAGUCGAUUGUUGGCCAUGGACUUCAGCCACGAGACUAUGCAUCCCAAGGCAACGCAAUAUUCUUCGUCAUAUUUAACUUGCUUGCUACAGUCUUCGUUCUGACAGUGUUCAUUUCGGUCUUCAUGCGGAACUACACGGAACAAACGGGCGUGGCAUUCUUGACGGCAGAUCAACGGUCAUGGGUCGAACUCCGAAAGCUUUUGCGGCAUGUACAGCCCUCGAAACGGCCCCCUACGACUGGAGGAAAUGCGCUCAAAGACUGGUGUUACAAGAGAGCAGUGAGAAAGCAUGGUCGGUGGCAACGCGCCAUAACUAUAGUGCUCGUUUUCCACCUCAUACUGAUCUUGGCCGAAUACUACCCUGAGCCUGAGUGGUGGGAUAAGACUAGAACCUACAUUCUGCUAGCGUGCACGAUGUUCUACAUGACAAACAUCAUUGUGCGAAUCAUCGGACUCAGCUGGGCACGGUUCAGACGGAGCUCUUGGGAUUUAUUCUCGAUAUUCGCUGUUUUUGGGACCUUUACGACGACGGUUCUCCUCAUGUCGAGCUUUCAGAGCCAAGUUUACGUACAGAUGCAUAAGAUGUUUCUAGUUUCCGUCGUCUUCCUUCUUAUCCCUCGAAACGAGGCGCUGGACCAAUUGUUCAAAACAGCGGCCGCUAGUGCUCAAUCCAUCGGGAAUCUCCUGGCAACAUGGUUUGUCUUGUUUCUAGUCUUUGCCAUCGCCUUGACACAGACAUUUGGGCUCACAAGAUUCGGUGACAACGAGACCGAUAAUCUCAAUUUCAGAACCGUCCCGAAAGCACUGAUCCUGCUAUUCCGGAUGUCUUGUGGUGAAGGAUGGAAUGCUAUCAUGGAGGAUUUCGCCACAAUCAGACCUCCACUCUGCGUGGACGACCUCAGUUUCUUCAACAGCGAUUGUGGCAGUACGGGUUGGGCCAGAGCUUUAUUCAUCCUUUGGAACAUAUUGAGCAUGUACAUCUUCACGAGUUUGUUCGUCUCGCUCAUCUACGAAAGCUUCAGUUACGUCUACCAACAUUCAAGCGGGCUUGGUAAAGUUAGUCGAGAGGAGAUCCGGCGCUUUAAACAGGCAUGGGCUACCCUGGAUCCCGAAGGAAAGGGAUACAUUUCUAAAGAGCAGUUUCCCAGACUGCUUGGAGAGCUUUCUGGUAUCUUUGAAAUGCGAAUCUACCCGCAGGAACAUUCGGUAGGCAAAAUUCUGGAAGACAUCCGGGGCGAACCGACGGGAGCCAGGCACAUGUCCAUGUCGUCAGGCCCAGCCCUGACCAGCGUCAAUGUGAGGGCUCUGAACAAGAGACUCGCCCAGAUUGACGCGCAGGCUGUCCGGCGAUCACGAGCUCGGUAUAAUCUCUUUUUUGAGGAAGUGAUGAUCUCCGCCGAUGUUGAUAAAGGGAUUUCGUUCACGACUGUGUUGAUGAUCUUGGCACAUUAUAACGUCAUCAGCGACAACAAGAGUUUGAAGCUCGAGGAGUUCUUGCGUCGUCGUGCUCGCCUCCAACGAGUCGAAGAGGAAGUGCGCAGGCGAAUCGUUCUUGGCUUUUUCGAUACCAUGUACUAUUCUAGGAGAUUUCAAAGGCACCUAGAACAGAAGAGAUCAGGCCGCAUGGCUGAUAUUCCACAGCUAGGCCCUGAAGUCUACACUGACGAUACGGACGAUGUCGCCAAGCAAGCAAAAGUAAACGUCUCUCCGAUGCUGUCCCCACUAAAGGCCGUGGACCCUCGAACCUCAUUCAUCACCCACGGCUUAGACGGCGCCGUCGGCACUCGUAGACGAGGAUCUUCUGCAGUUAGUCCAUCGUCACCAACGACUCCAGGAAAGUCUCCCCCUGUGCCGCAUAAUGUCUCUCCUGGGUUAUCGCCACGAAUGUCACGUCACAAACCAACAAAUUCAGCACACAGCAACUUCAGUUUCGAUGGCAACGAACAGCUCGGUGUCGGAAGGCAAGGGCCAACGCCAACAGGGUCUGCGAAUAGCAGUAGACGCGGGAGUGCAGUCAGUGCCGAAAACGUGCUCGACGUGCUUGAUAAUUCGGCGUGGGGGGAGAGUAUCCGGCGCAGUUUCACGAUGAGGAGACCUGGUGAUAGGCCAGGCAGACCGGGCCGAGGAGGGAGCGUCACUUAG